AUGGCCGCUGUUCAUGUUCUCGACAACUACUAUCUCGCGAUAACGUUCCUUAUUACAGUCGCCUACCAACUCUUCUUCUUCGCAAUAGCAUUCACAUUUAAAUUCGACAAGCUUACCGAUUUCGCUGGAGGAACUAAUUUCAUUCUCCUCGCCAUCCUCACGCUUGCGUUUAGUGACAACCGAGAUCAAGCUCGCAACAUUGUAGUCUCUCUAGUCAUUAUUGCGUGGGCCGCGCGCUUGAGUGGCUUCCUCUUGUUCAGGAUCUUGAAGACUGGGAAAGAUGAUCGCUUUGACGAUAAAAGAGACAAGUUCUGGUCUUUUCUGGGGUUUUGGGUCUUUCAGAUGUUCUGGGUCUGGACAGUCUCUCUACCAGUCACGAUCCUCAAUUCCCCAAAUGUGACGCAAUUCGACCAACCCGGCUUUGGAACAGGCCGAGAUAUUGCAGGCGUCAUUCUUUGGUCGAUCGGCUUCAUCAUGGAGAGCGUGUCUGAUAUCCAGAAGUAUCGGUUUCGUAGUGCUCAUGGAAGCGAUGGUGCAGUCUGCGACGUUGGGUUCUUCGCUUGGACGAGGCACCCGAAUUACUUUGGCGAGAUCAUCAUUCAGUUUGGAAUAUUCACGAUUGCUGUCUCGCCAGCAGCGUAUGGCUACGUCUCCGGUGGUGCAUACAGCGCUCUGUAUGCAUCGAUACUAGGGCCCUUCUUCCUAACUAUUCUUCUCAUGUUUGUCUCCGGUCUGACCCUACAAGAGAGACCAGGAGCGAAGAAGAAGUACGAAAAGGGUACUGAGUGGCCAGCCUAUGAGCGAUACCUCCAUAGAACGAGCAUUCUCAUUCCAUUCCCGCCUCAGCUGUACGCGAAGUUGCCGGUCAUCCUGAAGAGAACCAUCUUCCUGGAAUUCCCAAUCUACGUAUUCGAUCCGGCAAAGCAUGCCGAUCAGAGCAAGGUUCAGGCUAGGUCGGCGGAAGAGGGUCAAGGUACCAGGCAAAGCGAUGAGCAAGGGCUUAGGUCUUGA
Molecule: messenger RNA, 1011 nt
Organism: Cucurbitaria berberidis CBS 394.84
Lineage: Eukaryota; Fungi; Ascomycota; Dothideomycetes; Pleosporales; Cucurbitariaceae
Product: DUF1295-domain-containing protein
Exons: 3
Coding region: 1-1011 (336 amino acids)
Biological process (GO): lipid metabolic process
Cellular component (GO): membrane
Molecular function (GO): oxidoreductase activity, acting on the CH-CH group of donors
Source: RefSeq, a predicted model, not a curated record